Gigantopelta aegis is the source of this 975-nucleotide messenger RNA. RefSeq names its product histamine H2 receptor-like. Gene Ontology annotation, molecular function: G protein-coupled receptor activity. The transcript has a single exon. The record is from RefSeq and is a predicted model, not a curated record. Gene Ontology annotation, cellular component: membrane. Gene Ontology annotation, biological process: G protein-coupled receptor signaling pathway. The coding region runs from base 1 to 975 and encodes 324 amino acids. NCBI's taxonomy places the organism in Eukaryota, Metazoa, Mollusca, Gastropoda, Neomphalida, Peltospiridae.
AUGGAAGUAGAGCAGACCAACUCGAGCGGAAAUUCGACAGAAAUUAAGGACAGCAUUUUAAGCGAUACACUCCAGAUGGCCGUCACGAUUGUACUUCUGGUUUACAUCUGUACCGUCAACACGUUAACGCUGGCUACGGUGCGUCUAAACAAAACCUUGUGGACGGUACCCAACAUGUAUAUUGUAUCGCUGGCCGUGGCCGAUCUACUCACUGGACUGACGGUCAGCUUUCACGUGAUGCACUUCAUUCCAGAAGUGAAGUGGAUGCUCGACCAGAAUAAGUACCUCCGUCUUUUUCGACAUUCUCUCUUCUUCAUCAUGCUUGGGGGUUCGCUUACCAACAUGGUUCUUGUUGCCUUCGACAGAUGGGCGUGUAUUACGUUUCCUUUUGAAUACCAGCGGUUGGCCACCAUCCCAAAGGCAGGGAUACUGAUUAUGUUCGGCUGGAUUUUCUCCAUAUUCUUCGGAACAGUUCCACUGUAUAUCAAUAACUGGAAACCCGGCGUCCGUUGCCUGUUUUUCAAGGUACUCAACAUGGAAUUUCAAGUAUACGCCCAAGGAGGAUAUUUCAUUAUGUGUUCAAUUAUAAACGCCAUUUGCUACGGUCACAUAUUUCGUAUUGCCAAACAACAGAAAAAGGUUUUGCUCCGGCUAACCCAGGUUGGCGACAAGCAGGCUAAUAAGAAAAGAAUGAUGACGUUCAAAAGAGACUGGGAGUUGGCCGUAAUGUUUAGUAUUGUCUUUGGUGUCUUCGUCCUUUGCUGCGCUCCAGCUUUUUUCUACGUAACCAUAGCAUACACUGUAGGGGUUCCGGAAAUGGUAAAGAGCUUCACUGUUCCGCUCCUUCUUACGAACUCUGGGAUGAACUUCGUUAUAUAUUCGGUGAAAAACUCGAUGUUUCGAGCGGCACUGAAAGCUACGUGUUCAAACCGUAGAACUACGGUAGUUAGACCUAUGAACUCAUCUUCCCCUUAA